UUUAAUUCCUUAAGUAUUGCCAGUACCUAUACUUCCUAUGCCAUAGAUCAAUCUUCCAAACAACCUUGAAGUUGCUCCUCCUCCUCUUCAAGUAAACUCUCUUCGUUCUCGUCUUCCUGAUCUUAGUAAUGAUAGCACUACUCUUGUUCCUAAUAUGAUAGUAGCUCCCGAUGAAACAUCUCUUGCACCUUAGUCACCUGCUCCAGUUGCCUUCAUCAGAUGCAGUAACUCCACCAAUUUCCAUACGCAAAGGGUGGAGAGGUGCUAUGAUCGAAGAAAUGACUGCUCUAGAAACCAAUAACACUUGGGCAUCAGUCCAGUUACCGGAGGGAAAAUCUAUCGUUGGAUGUCGAUGGAUAUACACAGUAAAGGUAGGAUCGGAUGGAACUAUUGAUCGGCUAAAAGCACGCCUUGUUGCCAAAGGAUAUACCCAAAUGUAUGGCCUUGACUACGGCGACACAUUUUCUCCGUUGCCAAGAUUGUAUCUGUCUGAUUGCUUAUCUCCUUAGCAGCAAUGCGUCAUUGGCCACUUCAUCAACUAGAUAUUGAUGCAUGCCGGAUGAGCAUGCCUAACAAUUUGCAAGUCAACAUCAUAGCAUUUGAGUGAUUUAAAGGAGUUAAGAUCAAGAAAGCUAUACUUGUAAUAAAUGACUAAGCUCCUUAGAAUUAGCUUAAGGGUAUUUGGGUCAUUUGUGGCCAAAUACCCGCUCUAGUAUAAAUGGCCCGUAAGGCUUUUAUUUUAGGUAGACUUGAUGAAUGAUAAACUUGAAGACAUGCAAGUCUCACCCUUUA
Nicotiana attenuata is the source of this 792-nucleotide messenger RNA. RefSeq lists its product as uncharacterized. Bases 171 to 509 code for a protein of 112 amino acids. The transcript has 2 exons. The record is from RefSeq and is a predicted model, not a curated record. NCBI's taxonomy places the organism in Eukaryota, Viridiplantae, Streptophyta, Magnoliopsida, Solanales, Solanaceae.